ACGGAUCUGGUCAAUACCAUUGGUGAAAGUGCAGCUUUGGGAGCAGCUGGAGUUGUUCUCUGGGGCAGUAUGCAAUAUGCCAGCUCAAAGGAGAGCUGUUCAACCGUGAAGCAGUACAUUGAUGGACCCUUAGGACAUUACGUCAUUAAUGUGACCUCAGCAGCCAAACUCUGUAGCAAAGUCCUGUGCAAGAAGAAUGGAAGAUGUAUCCGCAAAAACAGCGACUCUUCUGCUUACCUCCAUUUGUCACCCACUGAUUUUAAGAUCCGAGCCCGUCACUCAGGGAAGGGCCCCAGGUUCCAGGUGACUGGUGAACCCAGCCUGGAGAGUAUUGAAGCCAUGAGGCAGAGAUUUGUGUGUCAGUGUUACCAGGGCUGGACCGGAAUAUUUUGUGAAUUGCCUGACCAAAGGCUAAUGGAGCGCUGGGCUCACGUUGUGUUCAGUAGAUCAAGAAGACAAAAGCUUUAUGUCUUCCUCUUAGGAGCCAUACAGCUUCUUCUGCUUCAUACUGCUCACUGA
Tauraco erythrolophus (red-crested turaco) is the source of this 519-nucleotide messenger RNA. NCBI's taxonomy places the organism in Eukaryota, Metazoa, Chordata, Aves, Musophagiformes, Musophagidae. The record is from RefSeq and is a predicted model, not a curated record.